UUGUGCCGCUUCUGUGGCGUGCUUGGUGUUUGUGUGACUGAUUCGUGGAAGGAGUGAAGUUAAUUUGAAUUAUAAAAGAAACGGUUAAAGUAUUAUCCAUAUGAGUUGUAAAUUUUGAAUAUUAAUAUGCAGUGCGAAAAGUUCGUUUAGGCUUUUCAAAACCGGUAUUCGAGUAAGACUUUACAAAUUUGAAAUAUAUAAUGGAAUUUAGGUGAAUGUGAAUGUGAAAAUUUCGACUUCAUUGGUAAAAACUUUCGGUUAAGUUGGAUUCGUGAACAACUACAUUUACAGAAGGCUAUGUGCGACGACACCAGGAUUAGUGAGAAUAUGUGUACAUAAAUAAAACGGUGAAGAUUAAAAGAAAUUGCUGUUUGAAUAUAUCCACGAUUAUGAAAUGUACAAACGAUACGUGUUUCAAAUUAAGGUUCAAAUAAAUUAAGCAAUACUAAGUACGAUGAAAUAUUUGUCGGAGAGAAUUUAAUUGGUGCUUGAGAAAACAACAACGGCGCCGUGAUCGUACGCAGAAAAGAAAGGUGAAUGAAUAUAUAAUACUGGGUGACUCACACGCCCUGGAUUGAUUACCUUAAAAUUGUGUGCCUUAACGAAAAAAGAUUUAACAGUAACAAAUGAAAUAACUAAUAUUUUAUUUAAAAGUUCGAAGAAAUAGUUAUUUUAAAUAUCUAAAACAUAAUACAAUUUUUAUUUGGGUGCAUAAAGUGUAAUGCUACGAAAUGUCUCCACAACUACACUCAGAAACUCAAGUUUACCAACUACAACAUCAUCGGCUAUAUCACCAGCGAGCAAAAAAGCAUUUAUGUCGAAAACUGCACAAGUAUCACACAUUAGUUUUUGUGUUAGCUUUAAUAAAUCUACAUACAGCCACUUUAGUUUGCGGCUAUUCCAGCGCGUCCAAUUCUCUCUCAAGUCACAGAGAUGACCCAUUUUUCGUGUUUUACAUUCCAUCCAAUUUGCAAAAAGAUGAACUAAGUUCAAAUAAGUUUUCCUCACAGAUGAUUGGAGGAAACUAUUUUAUCAGACAAAGGCGUUCACCCAACCCUUCUCCUGAUUCCGUUAGCUCACUUUAUUCGGCUUUACCUGCAGCGCGUACAGGAAAUUCUGCCAUAUAUUUUGGCAUGUCUUCGUCCUCCAUGAUGACACACGAAAGCAGUGCUAAGCAUUAUUCGGAUAAUCGUAAACCAGCUUUUAAAAAUUGUGCUAACUACAAACCGUCCGUCAGGGAAGAGGAACCUGAAAAUACUUUUGUUAUAAUGGUGCAAGCAGAAGAUCCUGACUUUGAUCAAGAAAUCAAAUAUAGUCUUGUUCAGUCGGCUACAGAGCGAUCAAAGUUUCACAUUGAUCCCAAAUCGGGGGUAAUUGUAACAACUCAUCGAUUUGAUCGCGAUGAGCCGACAUACGAAAAAAUGGUGUAUGUAACAGUGCAGGCGACUGACAAUGGCAAUCCCACAUUAGAUGAUGUUUGCACAUUUAAAGUGAUUAUUGAAGAUGUAAAUGACAAUGCUCCAGUUUUUAAUAAGGCGCGUUAUGACGAGUCUAUUUCGGAAGAUAAACAGCCUGAUGCAAUUGUAAUGCGCAUCUCAGCCAGUGACUUGGAUGAUGGCAAUAACAGUAUUAUCGAAUAUGAAAUCCUACCUGUUCGUGAUCAUUUGUACUUUAAAAUCGAUAAAGCAGCCGGAAUUAUUUAUCUAAACCGUCCAAUAGAUAAGCGUCCCGGACAAUAUUAUACAAUUACUGUUAGUGCGUAUAAUCCAAGUAGUCCAAUAAGUCCAGAUUCCAAACAAGAAUCACAAAUUGAAGUUCGUAUUCGUGUUGUUGAAUCGUCGAAGAAGCCACCAUCGUUUGUUGACCCCAUCGAAGAUCCUAUAUAUUUGAAAGAGGACUAUAUGAACUAUUCCACGCCCAUCGCAACUUUGCGAGCCGUUUCUAAUGUUCCCGAUAAACCAGAAGUUAUAUUUGAAUUAGUUACCGGUCGUACAGAGCAAACGAAUAGUAAAAAGACAUUUGUGUUCAAUCAAACGGGUACUACGGUUACGAUUGGUUUAGGCAAACUGCUCGAUUAUGAAUCGGUAACGGAAUACACACUAACGAUGAUUGCGCGCAAUACAUACGAUUUAGUUGCAGAGCAUGUCAUUAAAGUUAAAGUUGUCGAUGUAAAUGAUAACAUACCAUAUUUUACGGAAGUGAACAAAGGUACAUUGCUUGAGAAUGAACUACCAGGUACACCUGUAAUGCAGGUACGUGCUUUCGAUAUGGACGGUACAGAAGCAAAUAAUAUUGUGUCUUUUGAGUUGGCGGAUAACCGAGAGUAUUUCAAAAUUGAUCCCCAUACUGGUAAUAUAACUGCGCUGACCACAUUCGAUCGUGAGGAGCGUGAUUUUUACAAUGUGAAAGUUAUCGCAAGUGAUAAUUCACCUUCUAGUUUGUAUAACAACGGUGAACCAAAUCGAGGGCAACAAGUUUUUCGCAUUGAAAUAGCGGACAAAAACGAUCAUAAGCCACAUUUUCAGUUAGCCGAAUAUGUACAUGACAGUUUACCCGAAGAUGCCAACAUAAAUUUUAUGGUGAUCGAGGUAGAAGCUGUUGACGAAGAUAAUACAGCACAAAUUGUAUACACAAUCGAAAGUGGAAAUGUUGGAAAUGCUUUCAAAAUUGAAAAAAAGACAGGCCAAAUAACAGUUAAUCAGCGACUUGAUUACGAAAAUAUCACCGAAUAUGUGUUAAAAAUUCGUGCGUUUGAUGGGAUUUAUGAUGACUAUGCCACUGUAAAAAUAAAAAUAGCUAACGUCAACGAUAAUCCUCCAGAAUUUAAAGAGAAAUAUUCGAAAACCAUACAAGAAGAAAUGGUUUUUGACUAUUGUAUAUUGAAUAUUGAAGCCUAUGAUCCGGAUAUAAAGGAUCGUUCAGCAGAUCAACAUAUCAAAUAUUCAGUGGUUAAGGAGGAACAGAAAAAGAUGAUAACCAUAGAUAAUGAUGGCUGUUUAAAACUAAUACAACCGUUAGACCGUGACCCUCCUGAUGGUCACAAGAGUUGGCAGGUGUUAAUCGCGGCAGUGGAUGAAGAUGGACAGGGCUUGAAAUCUGUUACACAUUUGAUCAUCAAUCUGCAGGAUAUAAACGAUAAUGCGCCCUUUUUGGUGAAUACAAUGCCUGUAAUUUGGCAAGAGAAUCGUAAUCCUGGGCAAGUUGUGCAAUUACAGGCAAAUGAUUAUGACGAACCACAGAAUGGACCACCAUAUACGUUCGGCAUCGAUAGUGAGGCAUCCGCAGAUAUUAAAACCAAAUUUAGCAUCGACAACGAUUACCUAUUCGCAAAUGUACAAUUCGAUCGGGAAGAACAAAAAGAGUAUUAUAUACCUAUAAGAAUAAGCGAUUCCGGAAAACCAAAACAAAGCAAAGUAAGCAUUUUGCAUUUGAUUAUAGGUGACGACAAUGACAAUGCUAUGUCAGAGGGUUCUUCGCGUAUUUUCAUUUACAACUAUAAAGGUGAGGCGCCUGACACCGAUGUGGGCCGUGUUUUUGUUGACGACCCUGACGAUUGGGAUCUUGAUGACAAAGAGUUUCGUUGGAAAAAUGGCUUUCCCCAUGAUAAUUUCCGCUUAAAUCCAAACACUGGCAUGAUAACAAUGCUGGAGCGAACACAAGAGGGUGAAUAUCUGCUUGAGUUUGUUGUUACUGAGGAAUCUACCUUUAUACCACGUCAUUCGGUAGAUGCUGAUGUUACUGUUAUUGUACGUGAACUGCCUGAAGAAGCUGUAGACAAAAGUGGCAGCAUUCGUUUCUACAACAUUACCAAGGAGAGUUUUAUCAGUGUGCCACGCGACGCUCAAGCUGACGAUUCUCUUUCAAUAAAAGAUCGCCUACAAUAUUCACUUGCAAAACUAUUCAAUACUUCCGUUACAAAUGUAGAUGUGUUCACGGUAUUGCAAAAUGCCAAUAACACAUUAGAUGUUCGUUAUUCAGCACAUGGCUCACCGUAUUAUGCACCAGAAAAAUUGAAUGGCAUUGUGGCGCAGAACCAACAAAAACUCGAGAACGAGUUGGGUUUACAAAUGCUAAUGGUUAACAUUGACGAAUGUCUUAUUGAAAAGUACAAAUGCGAAUCAUCGUGCAUGAACACGCUGCAUAAAUCGAAUAUUCCUUAUAUGAUAUACUCGAAUACUUCGUCGUUUGUUGGCGUGACCGCCUUUAUUGAAUGGCACUGCGUUUGUGAGGCAAGAAUAAGCACUUACUGUCUCAAUGGUGGAACUCCGCGCAUUGGAGAGAACGACAUGUGCGAUUGCAUAGACGGUUUUACCGGACCCCACUGUGAAUUAGUAUCGGUUGGGUUCUAUGGUAAUGGCUAUGCAUUUUACGAGCCCAUAUCGCCAUGCGAAAACACUAAAAUCAGCUUCGAGGUAGCGCCGCAAACUGACCAGGGUCUAAUUAUGUAUCUUGGACCGCUAAAUUAUAAUCCUUUGUUGCCACUAUCUGACUUCUUGUCACUAGAGUUGAUAAAGGGUUAUCCCACACUUACUGUGGACUAUGGUUCAGGUGCCAUACGUAUUGAGCAUCGGCACAUUCAGCUACAGGUCGGCAAAUCUUAUCAGUUGGACAUUAUAUUACAACGAACCAGUAUUGAAAUGAUUGUCGACAAUUGCCGGCUAUCAACUUGUAUUAGUUUGGGAGCACCGCAAGGUCCCAAUGAGUUCUUAAAUGUUAAUUCGCCAUUGCAACUUGGUGGCACACCAGUGGAUCUCUUGCAGCUAGGUGGAAAACUGAACUGGACAUAUACGCCGAGCCGUCAAGGUUUCUUCGGUUGCAUACGUAACUUGACGAUCAAUAAUCAUACAUACAAUUUGGGAGCGCCUGCAAUAUCACGUAACAUCGAUUCUGGUUGUCAGCGCGCAGUUGCUGUGGCCGUUAGUUUCGGCAUUGACCGCAACUUUAUCAUUGCUAUUGUGGCAUGCAUACUUCUUCUGCUGAUUAUUUUAUUGGCUGUGGUAGUACAGAAGAAGCAAAAGAAUGGUUGGCAUGAAAAGGAUAUUGACGAUAUAAGAGAAACAAUAAUCAAUUACGAAGAUGAGGGCGGUGGUGAGCGAGACACCGACUAUGAUCUUAACGUGUUGCGCUCGCAACCUUUCUACGAAGAGAAGUUGUACAAAGAUCCACAUACCUUACAAUCAAUGAAAGAUCCAAAUAAUGAAAUUCCCGAUAUUGGCGGCUUUUUGGGUGAUAAAAAAGAGAAUUGUGAUCGGGAAGCCGGCACGUAUCCGGUGGAUGAUGUGCGGAACUACGCGUACGAAGGUGAUGGUAACUCGGAUGGCAGUCUUUCUAGUCUAGCCUCCUGCACUGAUGAUGGUGAUCUCAAUUUUGAUUAUUUAUCGAAUUUCGGGCCACGAUUCCGUAAAUUGGCCGAUAUGUAUGGCGAAGAACCAUCCGACACAGAUUCAAAUGUAGAUGAUGAACAAGGUUGGCGUAUAUAAAGCUGGAUUAUAGACUUCCAUUGACAUUUCAUACCGAAUGUAAAAGACUUUAAAAUUAAGACCAUAGCUAAUGGUAACGUAUUGUAUGGAUUUAAAUCCAUAAAUGUGUACAAUUUUACACAAAUAAUACACAAAUACAUAUGCAAAUGUAAAUUGGCGAUUGGCUUAAUAUACAUACAUACAUUUUUAAAUUAUUUUUUCGUCAGUAAUUUAAUAUGGAAAAGUGAUGUACAUAAUUAUAAGUAAAAACAUAUUGUAGAAAAAAGUGUUCGCACAUACAUUCACAAAAUAACUGAACAAAUAUUUAUAUUAAAUAGUUUUUUUUUUAAGAAACAUAUUGACAAUCUCAAAUAUAGCGAGUGUAGUAUCCAGGAAAGAAUGCAAUAUCCAUAUAAAUACACAUCGUAUAAAAUCAAACAAAUAUUGUGUUAUUUGAAAGGAAUAAACACAAGUAAAGCAUUUAGAUAUCAGUAUAAUUUUGGUAACAUUUUUCUGGUUCCAUUUAUUUUAUAUCGUACGAAGAAGUCUUCAAUUAUAUACUAAAAUAAUUCAAAUUUUAACGUAAUGGAUGCAAACUGAAACCGAAAUCAUACCACAUAUCUUAUCUAGAAAUAUAGUUAAACACUAAAACACAUUAAGGGUCAUAAGUUCCAUAGGGAAACCUCCCUACCCCUUUGAAGUCCUUUCAGAUACAAGUACGUAACUAUAGCUCGAUAUAGCGCUGAUGGAUAUGUACAUAAAUAUAUGAGAUACGAAAAAAUAAUUCUGAUAUGAAUUAUAUUUUAAACACUGCAUAUACAUAUACAUACAUACCUUAAUAAAGGUGACGACGAUUUUUUAGAGUACUUUUCAACUAUGUAGUCCCAUUUACAUAUCUAAAAAUGUAAAUGUAACAUAAUAUUUUUCCAAAUAUUCUAGGGUAGAAAUAAACAAAAUCGAAAAACCACUUGUAGUUACAAUAACUAAUAUAGAACGAUAUACAAAUGUAAGUCCAUAUACGGACAUUUGUUUCUAGACAGCUAAGUGUAAUUAGUGGUAUGCAUUUAUGUGUGUUUUUAAUGUUCAUACAUACAUACAUACAUACAUUCAAAUACAUACAACACGAACAUAAAUUAUUUUUGUAAGGCAUUGAUUUUUACUGGCCAGAAUUUAUUAAAGAAGUAGAGAGUAUAUGGUUAAAGUGUGAUUAUUGAUGAGUUUGAGAAUCAAAAUAAAAAAAAUAAAACAAUA
Molecule: messenger RNA, 6710 nt
Organism: Bactrocera neohumeralis
Lineage: Eukaryota; Metazoa; Arthropoda; Insecta; Diptera; Tephritidae
Gene: shg
Product: DE-cadherin
Exons: 3
Coding region: 732-5480 (1582 amino acids)
Biological process (GO): cell morphogenesis; adherens junction organization; calcium-dependent cell-cell adhesion
Cellular component (GO): plasma membrane; catenin complex; adherens junction
Molecular function (GO): cadherin binding; calcium ion binding
Source: RefSeq, a predicted model, not a curated record